CUUGGCUCUCUCGCGCACGCGCGCUGCUCGCUUCUCAGGGCAGAUUCUACCGAGGUGAAAACUAUCUCUUUUGAGGGGAAGCGAUAACUAGAAGCAGUGCGGAAAAGGCGGCGAGGGCAUCAGACCCACGCGUACUCUGUGGUUCCCUUCCCUUUACCUGUGCUCGCGGUCGCCCUUGUUGCCCCGAAGGGAGCUCCUUGGCUGAGGGAGCUUGCGCGCCUACGGUGGCCGGAAGGAGCCAAAGUCGGAGCCUUGGGCGACACCCGCGAGCCCCACCCUUUCACCCCCACGUGGCUGCGUAGACCCGUAUGCAAAGAUGGCUUCCAAGCGAAUCACACAGGAAACCUUCGAUGCUGCAGUGCAGGAGAACAUUGAGGAGUUUGAGAUGGACGCUGAGGAGGCCGUUCGAGAGGCGGUGGAGCAGUUUGAAUCACAAGGGGUUGAUCUGAGCAGCAUUGUGAAGGCAGCACCGAAAGCGUCUGUGGACAGUCUCCAGGAGCCCACGCAUGAUGUCCUGCAGGUCCUUAACGAUCUGCAGGAGUCCCUGAAUGGGUCUCGGCCCCAGGAGGUGUCAGCCCACCUUGUCCGCUUCUGCGACCAGUGCAGGCAGCAGAAGGCCAGCCGCUACCUGGCAGCCCAGAAGGGGGCCUACCCAGUCCUCCUGGCUGCCUGGCAACUUGCUGCCACAAGUGACCAGGGCCUUCUGCUCCAGGCUCUCAGUGCCCUGGCGGUGCUGACUGAUGGCCAGCCUGACCUUCUGGACGCCCAGGGCCAGCAGCUGCUUGUGGCCACACUGGCACAGAAUGUCUCCAGCACUGAACUCACCUCUUGUGGGAUCCGCUGUGUGCGCCAUGCCUGCCUGAAACAUGAACAGAAUCGACAGAGUCUGGUGAAAGCCGGAGUGUUGCCCCUGCUAAUCGCUGCUAUCACACAGCAUGGCCAGCACGCCGAUGUGGUCAGGGAGGCCUGCUGGGCCUUGCGGGUCAUGACUUUCGAUGAUGACAUCCGAGUGCCCUUUGGCCAUGCCCAUGAGCAUGCAAAAAUGAUUGUUCAAGAGAACAGAGGCCUGAAAGUGCUGAUUGAGGCUGCCAGAGCGUUCCCUGACAACCCGGGAGUCCUGAGCGAGCUCUUCAGCACCCUGUCCCGCCUGGCUGUGCGCAAUGAGUUCUGCCAGGAAGUCAUCGACCUUGGAGGCCUUGGCAUCCUUGUGACCCUGCUGACUGACUGCAGCGACCACCAGGUGGAGCCAAAAGGUGACUUCCCCUUGUCAUCCACACAGGACCUCGUGAAACAAGUGCUCAGUGCCCUGAGAGCUAUCGCGGGCAACGACAAUGUGAAGGAUGCCAUUGUCCAGGCAGGCGCUACAGAGUCCAUUGUGGCUGCCAUGACUCGCCACCUGGCCAGCCCUCAGGUGUGUGAGCAAAGCUGCGCGGCGCUCUGCGUGCUGGCCCUGCGCAAGCCUGAGAACAGCCGCGUCAUUGUGGAGGGUGGUGGUGCGCUGGCAGCCCUGCAGGCCAUGAAAGCACACCCGCAGGAGGCCGGCGUCCAGAAACAGGCUUGUAUGCUGAUCCGAAACCUGGUGUCCCGCAGCCAGGUCUUCUCCAAGCCCAUCCUGGAACUGGGGGCAGAGGAGCUCAUUUCACAAGCCCGAGCUGCCCACCCAGACUGUGAGGAUGUAGCCAAGGCUGCAUUACGAGACCUGGGCUGCCGUGUGGAGCUUCGUGAACUGUGGACAGGAAAGAGGGGUGACCUGGCACCAUGACCCCAGCCCAGCUCCAUGAGUGAGGUGCUUCUGUCAAAGCUGGUUCCCCAAGAUCCAGUGGUGGGGGAAGAGAAGUGACUGCUGCCCUGUUGUCCUCUGACCUCCAUAUGUGUGCUAGGGUGUGCACACGCACAUCAUAAUAAUAAAUGAUGUGAUUUAGAA
This is a messenger RNA of Arvicola amphibius (Eurasian water vole), 1924 nucleotides long. It is a transcript of the gene Armc6, whose product is annotated as armadillo repeat containing 6. NCBI's taxonomy places the organism in Eukaryota, Metazoa, Chordata, Mammalia, Rodentia, Cricetidae. Gene Ontology annotation, molecular function: protein binding. The record is from RefSeq and is a predicted model, not a curated record. Gene Ontology annotation, biological process: hematopoietic progenitor cell differentiation. Bases 317 to 1762 code for a protein of 481 amino acids. The transcript is spliced from 9 exons.